AGCGCAGGACUGAGACGAAUAAUCCAAUCAUCAGUGCGCUAACAGGGCUGAUGUCUUGGUUCCAAUCUCUGAGAGAUGAGUUCACUCUGAGACCGUUUGAGCUCCAGGAGACACGCAGUGACAGUGCUGCCAUGGCAUCCAGACCUCCAGACUUGACCAAUCAGGAGCCUGCUGAGGUCCAGGAAGAGUGCUCAGGAAAAAAGAAAUCCAAGUUCCAGACAUUUAAAAAAUUAUUUGCCAGGAAGAAGAGAAAGGAGCCAUCAGCAGGAGGGGUAGACGACGGUCUUAAAGCCAGCCAGUCGAGCGACAAUGUCAGCAAAACGUCAGAGAACACACUCACUCGAUCAGAAAAGGAAAAAGGAUCUGGGUCAAAGAUCAGCCUGGGCAACAAGGCCCUGUCACAUGACUCUAUCUUUGUUUCUGACUCAUCGGAGGCCAGUGAGGCUCUCGGGGCAUCUCAGGACAGCAUUCAUGGGAAAGUGAAAUCACUACAGCUCCAGCUGAAGCAGGCCAUCAGACUGGGUUCUCCUCCUUCACUGAUGUGUGUGAAGAAGAUGGAAGAUGCUGGAACCAUGUCUGAGGAUGACGGGUUACCCUGCAGCCCUCCGGAAUACACAACUCUUCACACAGUAAUGAAUCAGGCUCAGAGGAACAGUUCCAACAGUCUGCAGAGAGUAGACAGCGAUGACGACCAGCUGUCCUGUGGAGCCUCCAGCAGAGCAGUGAGCCCCCUGGUGGUUCCCGGGGACUUCAGUCAGCCCGCCAGUCCCUUCGGCUGUCUGGAUAACUCUGCUGCCAAACACAAGCUGGGCCUGAGACACAAAGCCUGCAACAAAAGGAAGCCUGCCAGGCAGCUCGAAGGGAAAGUGGAGAGAGACUCUAGUGUGGAAGAGAACAUCUCCGUACCAGGAGCAGAAGCAGAAGACAUAAAAGAACAAGAACAACAGAUGGCAGAAGAUGCAGCUGACGAUGAGCUGAAACCAAAAGUGGAAAGGGAAGAAGAGGAAGAUGACAAGGAUGAGGAGAAUGGACAACCUCGGGAUCCUACAGUAUCCCUGUUGACAGAUAAGGAGAAGGGGGAGGAGGGAGAGGACGAGUCUGAAGCAGAACAGGAUGUUUCUCACGACCCGGACACUUCCUGUCCUCCCAUGCCGGGUCUCUCAGAGGAGGAAGCCUCCGAUGAUCAACCUCCGUCCUCCUCCAAGCUCAGCUCAAGAUCAUCCUCGCUGGACAGUCUCAGGGCAACACCAGAGCCCCCUGCUGGUCCUAGAGAGUAUCUGAUGGACCCUCCAGGUGCUUCCUAUGGAGCGGAGGAUAACCUGAUAGCUGAAAGAGACUCUGCUUCAGAAGAAGACGACUUGGUCCAGGACAUCAGUGAUGAGGAGAGUUCCCUCUUAGAGGAGGUACUGAACUCCUUAAAGACUCCUCUCACAUCUUGCCCUGUGGAUGUGGAACCUGAAGGCGUUACCCUGGAGAUGGACAAGGAGGAGGAGAGAGGAGUGGAGUUGGUGGGAGACGAAGAUGAGGUGGAAGAGCCUGUUGGUUAUCAGCCGGUACCUUCAGACUCCAUCCUGUUAGAUCAAACUGCAGAAGAAGAGAAGGAGGUUAAAAGUCCUUCCUUGCAAGAAGAAGAAGAAGUGACUGCUGUGGGAGAGGAGGUGAAAGGCAGAGCGGAAGAGGUGGAGGAUGAGGAGGAGGUGCUAAUCGUGGAGCGAUUCACUCAACACAGUGAUGAAGAGGAAGGAGAGCAGGAGGAGGAAGACCAACCUCAAAACAUGCUUACAAGACAGAGUAUCAGUCAGCAAGCGGAGGAAGGCGAGGAAGAGGAAAGUGAGCGAGAGGAAGAGGAGGAGCCAAUAGAGCUGGAGAAGGAACCAGAGGUGGAGAAGGAGGGGUGGGAGAGGGGGGAGGAGGCUGCUGCUGCUGCUGAUGAUGAUGAUGAUGAUGAUGAUGAUGAUGAUGAUGAUGAUGAUGGAGAGAUGGCAGUUGAAGUACAUGAAGAGAGGGAAGUAGAGGAAGAAGAGGAGAUGAUUCCUGACUCCCAAGAUGAGGAAGUUCAGAGUGCUUCCUGGCAGGAGGCCGAUGAAGAUGAAGUGUUUCAAGAUGCUUUUGUCUACAUAAAACACACAGAAGAUAACAACUCAACAGGAAAUGGUAAUGAGGUAAUCACCAGUCUGCAGGAAGAAGAAGAAAACUUCAGACAUGAGGAGGAGGAUGGUGAAAAGGAGGGCGAAGAGGUCGACCUCAUCGAGCAAAAGUCAGAAGAAGACGUAAAAGAAGACCAUGAUGCAGAGCAGACGGAACAGGAACAGGACCAGGACCAGGAAAGCGAUGAAAAAGUCACCUUUUUAGACACGAAAGAGCUGCAAAAAGAUCCGAGUGAACCUGCAGUCGCUGCUUCAUCCAAGCCUCCUCCUUUGUCUCUUCCUGGGUCGCAUCAUAGGACUCAUUUAGACGAUGGUGUGGUCAGCCCUCCCAGCAGGACUUCCACCUUACAGAUAAGUCUAGUCUCUCCCAGCUCAGAGAAAGCUGCAUCUUUAUUCCAGCUGUCUCCAGCUGCUGCAGAUCCCAGUGAGAGCACCACUGAGUUGCCUUCUCCUGGUUCAGAUUCCAUAGAACCAAACGCAGCACCAAAACAAGAGGCCGCUGGCACCGUGGAAGACGAAGAAGAAAAACAGUCCAACCAGAAACCAGAAGAUCCACCUUCUGCAGCUGUGGGGGGAGCAGCCACCCAGCCGACGGAUCAGAGUAAAAUCCGCUUCACCAUCGCCCCCGCGUGGCAGAGGUCGCAAAGCUUGAGCCCUCCUUCUUCCCCACCGACUCAUGUCUCUUUGUCUUCUGGCAUCACAAAGCCCACUGCUGAUGAGGUGGGGGCUGCAGCUGAUGGGGUUAGGAAGGCAGAGUCUGUGGGUCCAGCCAAGGCCGAAGACGUGUUGAGUCCAGGGAGUGUGAGGAAUGCUGGGAUCAAAGCUCAAGUUUCAGCUGCUGCAAGCACAGCAGAGAGGUCUGUGGUUGCAGAGGGAAACCCCGACAGUCCAUUUGGAGUCCGGCUGAGGAAGACGUCGACUCUGCUCCGCUUCAGCUCGGAGGAGGAAAAUCCUGAGCCUCCAUCAGAGUCACCAUCUCAGCCAACCGGCUGUAAAGCUGACUCACCACAGCCAAUCAGCAACAAGCCUGCCCUCCCUAAAAAACCUGAGGGACACGUAGACGCUGGAGGGAAACCGAGGCGUAUCUCAGACCCAGCUCCGGGUUGGGGUGUUUCUGGUGGAGCAGAUCCUCCAAGCUGGAUUUCUGUGGCUAAACAGAAACAGAAAGUCUACAAAGAAAACUCUCUGGAUGAGAUUACUGCCAUAAAGGAGGAGCAAGAGAGGAAGUCUUCGCUGCCGACUUAUGUCAGCUCAGCUGCAAGCAGCAACAAAACAGCUGAGUCCGCCAGCAAAGUUGGCCAGUCGGAGGUCAGUAAGCCAACGGUGUCUGUAGAAAAGGAGACCAAGAAGACUCUUUCUCCUCCAACUCCGGUGCCACCUCAGCCUUUAAAAUCCCAGCCGCUCCCUUGCCCUGUUGCUCCAAAACCACAGAGGCCCUCAGCCACAGCAAAACCUCCACCACAGCCCGACUCACCCCAGAGGUCCCUGUCGCCCCCAGCUCCAGUCCCCGUUCCGUCAAAGUCUCCACCUUGUACAACGCCAUCAUAUCUGUCCAAAACUGCCACCUCGCCCAAAACGCCCACAGUCACCUCCCCUCCAUUUUCAUCAAGAACCGUCCUGGAAAAACCUGGUCCCAGAGCCCCGGGGCUCCCCGGACAGGCCAUGUCCUCCCAGCGAGGCCUGCCUCCCUCAGCUCUGCCCCAAGACGAGCCACCCUGGAUGGCACUGGCUAAGAAGAAGGCCAAAGCCUGGAGCGAAAUGCCACAGAUAGUCCAGUGAAAAGCCAGGUUCAAAGUCUGGUACACGGGCCAGAGUUGGCUCAAACCCAACCCGAGUGGGUCGGGUGUGAAGGGGGCAGGAUGCACCACAAAUUAUUUGCACACAAGUUUGUUUUAAUCUUCAGCUUCAGAUUGGUACUAAAUGGUCAAUCUACAGCUGAAGGCAGGCCUAACUCCUCUCUUCAUUUCCUCGUGAUAUAGGCCGUGUUUUCUGUAGGAACACAGACGUUAAUGUGUCUUACUUGAAAAUGAUCCAUAUUUUCUCAACAAUUGUAGUUCAUGAUACGGUGCCUGAAUAAAAUAAAUGACGUGUAGCCACACUGCCGUGAAUAUUUACCUUCAUGUAACUUGGUUGAGUCGACAGGACAUCACUAAACAAUUCAGGAAAAGGACGAGGGACGUGUUAUUUUACAGAGAAAAUAGUGUAUUUACAAAAGUAGAAUCAAUGAUAGAGACAGAAUACAUAUUGUAGUAAAAAGUCUAUUUGUUUUGUCUUAAGACUGAAUGAACAUGAUGUCUGUCUUUGUGUUUUCCCGUCUUGUGUGUGUUUGUAUUUUAAGGCAGCGAUGUUUGCUGAAGAUAAAUUUGCUGAAACUGAUUUAACCUGUGAUCCACUUUUCUUCACCCUGUUUUGUGCAUUAGGAGCUUCAGACAAGCAGAUUUCAUCUUAACGCGAAUCAUGAUCUGUGUUUGUCGCGUUAGCGGGUGCCGAGUGUGUUUGAAGCUGUCGGUGUAAAUUAUAUUUUAAAUUUUUCUCUUGAUAUUUUUAAGUUCUCUUUUGUUACUCGGAAUAGAAAACGGCAGGUUGUCUGCUUGGCAUCCUGCAAAAAAAUCCUAAAAGUGAGCUGAAGAGUUGGUGAGAACUACAUGGAUUUCUGUUCUUGUUUUUUGUUUUUGUUUGUUUUUUGGGUUUUUUUGCAGCUCAUCAUAAUGUUUUUAACCAUUAAAAACUUCAAAAAAUGAAAUAUAAAUCAUAAAGCUACUUGGUCACUUUGAGUUUGGUUUUCUGCGAGAUGCCAAGGAUGAGUUUAAGGAGAGCAUUGCAUACCGUUUGUUAACAUUUAAGUCUGUCUUACAAUAUAUGUGUUACACUUUUGGUUUUAUUUUCUAUUGACUUUUGAGAAUUUUUAUUGUACAUAAAAUGUAAGUAAAGAAUGAAUGAAAUCA
Messenger RNA from Melanotaenia boesemani (Boeseman's rainbowfish), 5092 nucleotides. RefSeq lists its product as uncharacterized. Lineage: Eukaryota; Metazoa; Chordata; Actinopteri; Atheriniformes; Melanotaeniidae. The transcript is spliced from 16 exons. Bases 51 to 3926 code for a protein of 1291 amino acids. The record is from RefSeq and is a predicted model, not a curated record.